CCCGCGCGCGCUGCGCCUCACGCGACGCGCAUCGCCCGUCGCCGCCGCGCGCGCUCCCUCGCGAACGCGCGCGCGGAUCCGAACCCGAACCCGAACCGAACGGCGUCAUGGCGCCGCGGCGUCCUCGCGCCGCGGUCGCGCUCGUCGUCGUCGCGGUUUUCGGCACCGUGCUCCGCGGAUGCGACGCGGCCGAGACUCGGACGGAGAUACGCGCCUCCGAGGAUGGCGCGCUGAGGCGGCUGCUCGCGUCGUCGCACUCGUAUCUCGUCCGCGACGACGUGCCGCUGUACGCGAACAAAGUCGGGCCGUUCCAUAACCCGUCGGAGACGUACCAGUACUACGACCUGCCGUUCUGCGAACCCGCGGACGGCGCCGUGAGCAAGCGGGAAGACCUCGGAGAAGUUCUCGAAGGCGACCGCAUGUCGUCGACGCCGUAUCAAGUCCCGUUCCGAGUCGACCGCGAGAACGAGUCUCUGUGCGAGCGAACGCUGAGCGCGAACGACCUGAAGAAGUUCCGGCGCGCGGUGAAGGACGACUAUUACUUUCAGAUGUACUACGACGACCUUCCGAUCUGGGGGUUCGUCGGAAAGAUCGAGAAGAUUUUAAACCCGGGCGCGCCGGAGCUGCGGUAUUACCUCUUCACGCACGUGCACUUCGACGUCGCGUACAACGGCGAUAAGGUGAUCGAGAUAAACGUCAGCACGGACCCGCUGAGGACCGUGGACAUCACCGACGGCGACUCCGUGCGCGUGGAGUUUUCGUUCAGCGUCAAGUGGAAAGAGACGCGCAUCCCGUUUAACCGACGCAUGGAGAAGUAUUCGCGGUAUUCGUUCCUGCCGCAACACCUCGAGAUUCACUGGUUCAGCAUAAUAAACUCGUGCGUCACCGUGCUGCUGCUGACCGGGUUCUUAGCGACGAUACUCAUGCGCGUCCUGAAGAACGACUUCAUCAAGUACUCGAGAGACGAGGACGUCGCGGAGGAGAGCGAGGAGACGGGGUGGAAGUACAUCCACGGCGACGUCUUCCGAUUCCCCCGCGCGAAAUCGCUGUUCUGCGCGGUCAUCGGCACGGGCACGCAGCUGUUCGCGAUGACGCUCUUCGUCUUCAUGCUCGCGCUCGUGGGCGUGUUUUACCCGUACAACCGCGGCGCGUUGCUGACGUCGGUCAUCGUGCUGUACGCGUUGACCUCCGGCGUCGCCGGAUACGUCGCGGCGAAUAACUACCGUCAGAUGGGCGGCGACAAGUGGGUCCGGAACGUGCUGCUGACCGUCGCCCUCUUCUGCGGGCCCCUGUGCGUCAUGUUCUCGUUCUUAAACACCGUCGCGAUCGCGUACCGGUCCACCGCGGCGCUGCCGUUCGGGACGAUCUGCGUCAUAUUCGUCAUCUGGGCGCUCGUGACGUUUCCGCUCACCGUGCUCGGCGGCAUCGCGGGGAAGAACGGCAGGUCGGAGUUCAAGGCGCCGUGCCGGACCACGAAGUACCCUCGCGAGAUUCCGCUGCUGCCGUGGUACCGCGCGGCGAUCCCGCAGAUGUGCAUGGCCGGGUUCUUGCCGUUCAGCGCGAUUUACAUCGAGCUGUACUACAUCUUCGCGUCCGUGUGGGGACACAAGGUGUACACGAUUUACAGCAUCCUGUUCAUCGUGUUCAUCAUCCUCGUCGUCGUCACCGCGUUCAUAACGAUCGCGCUGACGUACUUCCAGCUCGCGGUGGAGGACCACCAGUGGUGGUGGCGAAGCGUCCUGUGCGGCGGCAGCACGGGGGUGUUCAUAUACGCAUACUGCUUCUAUUACUACUACGCCAGGAGCGACAUGACCGGGUUCAUGCAGACGAGCUUUUUCUUCGGGUACAUGUCCGUGAUUUGUUACGGGUUUUUCCUGCUCCUCGGAAACAUCGGGUUCAGGGCGAGCUCGCUGUUCGUGAGGCACAUAUACAAGGCGAUCAAGUGCGAGUGAGAGAGGAGGAGGAGGAAGAGAGAUAUGUAUAGCGGUGGCUUUAGACGGGGGUGGGGUAGUUUAGACAUUCAUUCAAUUGGGUGCAACGAGCGAAGAAACGAUUCGCUUU
Micromonas pusilla CCMP1545 is the source of this 2061-nucleotide messenger RNA. RefSeq lists its product as uncharacterized. Gene Ontology annotation, biological process: protein localization to membrane. Gene Ontology annotation, cellular component: membrane. The transcript has 2 exons. The coding region runs from base 108 to 1952 and encodes 614 amino acids. The record is from RefSeq and is a predicted model, not a curated record. Lineage: Eukaryota; Viridiplantae; Chlorophyta; Mamiellophyceae; Mamiellales; Mamiellaceae.